Prorocentrum cordatum is the source of this 600-nucleotide messenger RNA. The record is from the annotation of a GenBank genome assembly. Lineage: Eukaryota; Dinophyceae; Prorocentrales; Prorocentraceae.
GUGCACCCCUUCCUGGCCACGCUGUGCGAGACGUCGAGCGUCACGGUGCAGCGCCUCGCAAACUCCGCCAUCAGCCACAAGCUCGUCGCCAGCGGCGACUUCCUCUUCUACCCCGGGGAGGCGGCCACAAAACUCUGGAUCGUGGUUGAGGGGAGCUUCGAGUACUCCAGGGUCGACGCUUCGGGAAGCCUCUGCAGAGAGGCAGUGAGAAACAAGGAGGACUGGAUCGCAGAGCCCGUGCUCUGGACGAAGUGGGUCCACCGCGGCCUGCUCACCGCAAUCGAGGACGGAGACGAGCUGGCGAUCGAUGGCAAGAAGUUCUGCGAGCUGGUGUGCCUCAACCCGCAGGCGUACACGUUCGCGAUCAGGUACGCGCACAACUUCAUGAAGUGGCUGAACUGCCAGGAGCUGGACAGCCUCUCCGACAUCUCGCAGGGCGAAGACGUGGGCGACCUCGUGAGGAGAGCUUCAUGGCGCCGGACUCCGACGAGGAGGACGCCGACGGUGCCGAGAGCGAGGGCAGCGACAAGCAGCGGAACCGGCGCAGCGGGCGGACGUGGAGCCGCGGUCGGCUCAGCCAGCGGAACAGCGUCACCAUGA